AAACAGAGCAACAGACAGCUAGUUAGUUGUCAUAUCCUGCAUGCACGUCCUAACCGCGUGGUGGUGUUCUUCGAGGCUAGCUCUGAUAUAACGUUUGGCUUGGAAAGGCCAUUUCUGCGGCCCAACGCCUCAUUUGCUUGCUGAAAUUAUCUUGUUCUUGCACAAGUUAGUUGUUGAACUACAUCGCUCCUCGAAAAUUACUUAACGAAAUGGAGAAGGAACCAGUACGAGUAUGCGUCACAGGAGCAGCAGGGCAGAUUGCCUAUUCUCUAUUGCUGCGUAUUGCUCGCGGUGAUAUGUUUGGAGCAGAUCAGCCUGUGGUCCUUCAUCUCUUGGAUCUUGACUUCAUGAUGGAGUCUCUCAAUGGUGUUGUCAUGGAGCUAGAUGAUUGCGCCCUGCCCUUGUUGGUUGAGGCUGUAGCAACAUCAGACGUAGCCGUCGCAUUCAAGGAUAUUGAUGUGGCAAUUCUGGUCGGUGCAUUCCCCAGGAAGGAGGGCAUGGAGCGUGCUGACCUUCUGAAGCGUAACGUCAGUAUCUUCAAGAGUGCUGGGGAGGCACUGAGUGCACAUGCUAAGAAGACAGUCAAGGUCCUGGUUGUUGGCAACCCAGCUAAUACCAACUGCCUGAUCUGCCAGCGCAGUGCCAGUGGCAUCCCUGCUGAGAACUUCACAUGCCUGACCAGACUCGACCAGAACCGUGCUCAAGUCCAGAUUGCCAAGCGAUGUGAUGUGAACGCGCAAAAUGUGUCGAACGUCAUCAUCUGGGGUAACCACUCUUCAACUCAGUUCCCUGAUGUCCGCUUCACUCAGGUACAGGUUGGCGAGACCUCUCAUCAGGCAACUGAUCUGAUCAAAGAUGACAUUUGGCUGAAGGGGGACUUCAUCAAGACUGUACAGACGCGUGGGGCAGCCGUCAUCAAGGCUCGCAAGCUCUCCAGCGCUAUGUCUGCAGCUCAGGCCAUUGUAGACCACAUCCGUGACUGGACCUGUGGAACUUCUGGUGACUCUUGGACAUCAAUGGGCAUUGUGUCGGACGGUAGCUAUGGUGUACCAGCUGGUCUCAUCUACAGCAUGCCUGUGCGUAUCAGCCCCGGCGGCGCUUAUCAAAUUGUGCAGAACCUCGAGAUCAACGACUUUGCGCGUGAGAUGAUGGACAACACUGCUAAGGAGCUCCUUGAGGAACGUGAGCUUGCGCUGCAGUUUCUUGCUUGACUAGGCCCUGUGAAGAGUGGCAUCCGCUCUUCAUUGUGAGAAUGCUAAAGCGUAUUUCUUCUUAGUGUCAUGUCUCGGCGCAACUGCCUUUGAGCAGCUUUCAUUUCAAGCUGCAUAGUGGAUUUCAAUGUAUUGCGCUCCUAAACCCAUCAACUUUCUUGUUGAUUUUAGUCACACUCCUUUUUUUAUUCUACGGUUUCUCCCAGUGUUUAGAGUAUUGUCGUUUCUAGUUACUAUUGUUCAUUAUCCACCUCCUUUUUAGUUGCAUUGUGGUACCCGUGACUGCAAUCUUUCCCAAACUUCCUGUCUUUUGUUCUUUCUCCAAAUUUCCAUUAGGCAAUACUCCUUUCGUAUCCUUUCAGUACGUGACCUUGUCACAGAAAACAAGUAAUAGCAUGGUUUCUUUUUAGCUGGCCCAUGCCUGGUCUUCAUCAACCACAUAAUGUGCUCUUUGCGGACCUCUCAACAACCUGAGGAUGGCGUUGGAAA
Molecule: messenger RNA, 1700 nt
Organism: Sycon ciliatum
Lineage: Eukaryota; Metazoa; Porifera; Calcarea; Leucosolenida; Sycettidae
Product: malate dehydrogenase, cytoplasmic-like
Exons: 7
Coding region: 210-1211 (333 amino acids)
Biological process (GO): malate metabolic process; oxaloacetate metabolic process; tricarboxylic acid cycle
Cellular component (GO): mitochondrion; cytosol
Molecular function (GO): L-malate dehydrogenase (NAD+) activity
Source: RefSeq, a predicted model, not a curated record